UCCCUCUAAAACCCUAGGGAUCCUGUUCUCUCCCCAUUGCCUGGAAUGAAUCUAAGCCCUGACCCCCUGUUUUUGUGUUCAGGACACAGUGACCUUCCCUGAUGUGGCCGUGAGCUUUUCCCCAGAGGAGUGGUCAUGCCUGGAUACCUCUCAGAGGAAGCUCUGUAGAGAUGUAAUGCUGGAGACCUACCAGCAUCUGCAGGCAGUAGGCAGUUCAGAGACUUAUGCCAAGGUCUGCACCCAGGAAUCACUUUUGAUGGGGUUUAGUGAAUCCUAUAUAGUUCUGGGGCUGAUCUCCUGUUUAGAAGGAGGAACUCUGGAGAGUGCAGAGAAGCAUGUUUGCAGGACUUUCUGCAAAGGGCCUUGCUGCUGCUCUUCUGGAAGAAUCCAAGAUGGAGAAGAUGGGGCCACACUGUCUGGUAUCCUAUCCCCAGGACAUGGUAACCUUCCCUGAUGUGUUCGUAAGCUUCUCCCCAGAGGAGUGGCCAUUCCUGGAUAUCUCUCAGAGGAAGCUCUACAGAGAAGUGAUGCUGGAGACCUAUGAGCACCUGCAGGAUAUAGGGCAUUGCAGGGUGAAGCCUGCGCUGAUCUCUUGGUUGGAAGGAGGAGCCCUUGGGAGACUGCCGAGAGACACGUUUGCAGUCAAAUCUCCUUGGAUGACUUUCAGAGUGGAGCAGAGUAGACAGCAAAAGGAAAUGGCCAGAACACCAGUAAGUAAUGAAUCUAGCUCAAAGGAAUUAUCAGGCACAGGUAAUCUGCUGAAGACGAGUGGCUCACAGCAAGCCCAGAAACCACCAACACCUCUUGGAAAAGCAAGUCCCUUUGGACAAGACUCUAAACCAAAACUGGAACUCAGAAGAAAGGAGCCAGAGGUGAAGAUAUAUAGCUUAAGAGAAAGAAAGGGCCAUGCAUAUCAGGAGUUCGGCAGGCUCCAGGAUGAUGAUUACCUAUAUUGUGAGAACUGUCAGAACUACUUCAUCGACAAAUGCUCUGUUCAUGGACCUCCUAUAUUUGUAAAGGACAGAGCAGUAGCAAAGGGCCAUUGUAACCGUUCAGCCCUCACUCUGCCACAUGGGUUGAGAAUCGGACAAUCAGGCAUCCCUGAGGCUGGACUUGGAGUGUGGAAUGAGAUAUCUGACUUGCCAGUGGGUUUGCACUUUGGCCCAUAUGAGGGCCAGAUCACAGACACUGAAGAGGCAGCCAACAGUGUGUACUCCUGGCUGAUCACCAAGGGGAAAAAUUGCUAUGAGUAUGUGGAUGGAACAGAUGAAUCUUUGGCAAAUUGGAUGAGGUAUGUGAAAUGUGCCAGAGAGGAUGUGGAGCAGAACCUCGUGGCCUUUCAGUAUCAUGGGCAGAUCUUUUACCGAACCUGCCGUAUCAUCAAGCCAGGCUGUGAACUCUUGGUCUGGUAUGGAGACGAGUAUGGCCAGGAACUGGGCAUCAAGUGGGGCAGCAAGUGGAAGAGUGAAUUCAGAGCAGAUAAAGCAGAAACAACCCCAGAAAGCAAUCCAUGUCCCUUCUGCUCACUCAACUUCUCCAGUCAGAACUUCCUCAGUCGCCACAUGAAACAAAGUCAUUCCUCUCGGAUCCUCCCAGGAACAUCUGCAAGAAAGCACCCUCAAUUAGAGAAUUUCUGUCCACAUGAUCAAAAUCAGCUGCAGCAAUGCUCUGAUUCAUAUAAUGACAAAUUUGACAAAAUAAGAAGUGCCCAACUUGAAAGUCAGAAGCACAAAGAAAGCUCAAUAGCUUUGUCGAAGAAGAUAAAGCAUAAAAUAAUUUUAAGAGCCUUUUCUAGCCUAUCUAGCAAUCAAAUAGGAUGCUCUAAUAAACCUAAGAUGACACUGGAAGAAAAAACUAACACAGGUCAGAAAGAAAAUCCAGAGUACACAAGACUAGUUGCAGGGAAAGGAAUGCCAAGAAUUUUAAGAGGCAAGUACUUAAGGCCAGGGAGAGGCUUCAGUGAUGGAUCAAAUCUCAUCACACAUCAGAGGACUCAAACAAUGGAGAAACCCUAUGUUUGCAGAGACUGUGAGCGAGGCUUCAGUCAGAGGUCACAUCUCACAAGACACCAGAGGACACACACAGGGGAGAAGCCUUACAUUUGCAGGGAGUGUGGGCGAGGCUUCAGUCUGAGGUCAAGUCUCAUCACACACCAGAGGACACACACAGGGGAGAAGCCCCAUAUUUGCAGGCAAUGUGGGCGAGGCUUCAGUUAUAGUUCAGAUCUUAUCAGACACCAGAGAACACACACAGGGGAGAAGCCCUAUGUUUGCAGGGAGUGUGGGCGAGGCUUCGUUCGGAGUUCAAAUCUUAUCAGACACCAGAGGACACACACAGGAGAGAAGCCUUAUGUUUGUAGGGACUGUGGGCGAGGUUUCAGUCUGAGGUCAAAUCUCAUCAAACACCAGAGCAUACACACAGGAGAGAAGCCCUAUGUUUGCAGUGAGUGUGGGCGAAGCUUUAGUCUGAGGUCAAAUCUUAUCAUACACAAGAGGACACACACAGGGGAGAAGCCCUGUGUUUGUAGGGAAUGUGGGCGAGGCUUCAGUUGGAGUUCUGAUCUCAUCAGACACCAAAGGACACACACAGGGGAGAAGCGCUAUGUUUGCAGGGAGUGUGGGCGAGGCUUUGUUCGGAGUUCAAAUCUCAUCACACACCUAAGGACACACACAGGGGAGAAGCCCUAUGUUUGCAGGGAGUGUGGGCGAAGCUUCAGUCUGGGGUCAAAUCUCAUCACACACCAGAGGACACACACAGGGGAGAAACCCUAUGUUUGUAGGGAGUGUGGACGAGGCUUCAGUCUGAGGUCAAAUCUCCUUACACACCAGAGGACACAUACAGGGUAGAAGCCCUAUGUUUGCAGGGGGCAGGGAGUGUGGUCUGAGGUAAAGUCAUACCAGAGGACAUACUGGGAGAAUCCCCAUAUUUACAUGGAGUGCAGGCUGAGCUUCAGUUGGAAAUCACAUCAGACACCAGAGAACUCACAGGGUUGAAGUUCUGUUUGAAGCAAAGAUGACUAAUAAACAGUAACAUCCACAAAAAUCAGAUGCAGCCAUCACUAACAUACCUGAGAAGACCAGAGAAGUGUACCAACCUCUAACCCCUUCCAUUUAUUGCUCUGUGCACUAAUAAACUUUAUCUUCAUA
Suncus etruscus (white-toothed pygmy shrew) is the source of this 3146-nucleotide messenger RNA. Its product is annotated as histone-lysine N-methyltransferase PRDM9-like. Gene Ontology annotation, cellular component: nucleus. The coding region runs from base 336 to 2846 and encodes 836 amino acids. The transcript has 14 exons. Gene Ontology annotation, molecular function: recombination hotspot binding; histone H3K4 methyltransferase activity; zinc ion binding. Lineage: Eukaryota; Metazoa; Chordata; Mammalia; Eulipotyphla; Soricidae. The record is from RefSeq and is a predicted model, not a curated record. Gene Ontology annotation, biological process: regulation of DNA-templated transcription; positive regulation of reciprocal meiotic recombination.